GCGCAGACAGUGGCCCGAUGGAGUCCGUAGCAGACCUCGCAACCGUGGAGGUUCCCCCCGGGCGCGUGCUCAGUGCCCGGGAACUCCUCGCCGCCCGCUCGCGGUCUCAGAAGCUGCCCCAGCGCUCGCAUGGGCCCAAGGAUUUCCUCCCCGAUGGCUCAGCGGCCCAGGCCGAGCGGCUGCGCCUGUGCCGAGUGGAACUCUGGCAGCUGUUAGAGGAGGAGCGCGUGGAGCGCUUGGGCAGUUUGGUGGCUGCCGAGUGGAGACCAGAAGAGGGGUUUGUGGAGUUGAAGUCUCCUGCGGGUAAAUUCUGGCAGACCAUGGGCUUCUCAGAGCAGGGCCGGCAGCGGCUGCACCCCGAGGAGGCCUUGUAUUUGCUAGAGUGUGGCUCCAUCCAGCUCUUCUACCAAGACCUGCCUCUGUCUAUCCAGGAGGCCUACCAGCUGCUGCUGAGUGAGGACAGUGUGACUUUCCUGCAGUACCAGGUCUUCAGCCACCUGAAGAGACUGGGCUAUGUGGUUCGACGAUUCCAACCAAGUGCCAUCCUGUCCCCUUACGAGAGACAGCUGAACUUGGAUAGCAGUGUCCAGAGCUUGGAGGAUUGGAGUGGCAAGAGGAAGAGGAGGAGCUCCAGCUCUUGGUCCAUUAAUAAGAAACCCAAGGCCCUGGAGAACCCCCUGCAGGGGGUGGAUGGGACACCCGAGAGCCUGGCAACCUCCAUCCCUUCUCCCAGCAACCAAAACAGCCGACGCCCAGAGGAGAAACCCCAAGAGUCAAGCCUCGUAAAGGGCCCAGCGGGCCCCUUUCAGCUUCUGGGGUCCCUGGAGCCCUACCCUGGCCUGGCCAAGGAGGUGGUGGGGUGCAGCCAGGAAAGUGGUAAAGUAGAGAACGGGAUCAAGGAGGCUUCUAAGCCACGCUGGAACUUUGAGCAGAUCUCUUUCCCCAACAUGGCUUCAGAUAGCCGCCACACCCUCCUGCUCGCCCCAGCCCCAGAGCUGCUCCCAGCCAAUGUCGCCGGGCGGGAGACAGACGCUGAGUCCUGGUGCCAGAAGCUGAACCAGCGAAAGGAGAAGCUCUCCAGGCGGGAACGGGAGCAACAGGCAGAGGCCCAGCACUUCCGGGAGGAUGUAAACGCAGAUCCCGAGGUGCAGCGCUGCUCCAGCUGGCAGGAGUACAAGCAGCUGCUGCACAGACGGCACCUGCAGCAGACCCAGAGCCGCCCGCCACACCUGUGGGACCAGCCUGUCACCCCCCUGCUGAGCCCUGGCCAGGCAGACUCGCCAGCCACCGUCCUUCAGCACAUCUCUGUGCUGCAGACGACACACCUGGCUGAUGGAGCUGCUGGGCUGCCGGAGAUGUCAGGGGGCGUGGAAAUCAGCUUUGAUGUUUACCAGGCUGACGCUGUGGCCUUGUUCCGAAAGAAUAACCCUGGCAAGCCCUAUGCCCGGAUGUGCAUCAGUGGAUUUGAUGAGCCAGUUCCAGACCUCUGCACCCUCAAGCGGUUGUCCUACCAGAGCGGGGAUGUUCCUCUGAUCUUUGCCCUGGUGGAUCAUGGAGACAUCUCCUUCUACAGCUUCAGGGACUUCACACUUCCCAGGGAUCUAGGACACUGACCAGCUCUGGCAGGGCCUGGGCCUGCCUGGGGGGACUUUGACUGUCUACUCUCAGGGACAAUCUCAGUUGCCUCCUACACCCAGUAGCUGCAUGGGCUGGUCUGGGCCUUGGCCCUGGGUGUCUGAUACUUGCAGAAGAGCCUAGCCCAGCCUCCCCAACCUGGCCGCUGCAGCACUUCCAAGCCCCAGGACUGAGACUGCUGCCUUGCAGUGACCCCCUUGGAACUCAACACUGGAUUCUAGAGACCCAGCGAGGUGAGGCAGAAGAGGACUCCGUGCCUUUAAACGUGAGGGUGCCUGCCCAUGCGAUAAAGCCAAAGCCAUAGCUAUUAAAAAAUAGAUUGCUUUUUC
Molecule: messenger RNA, 1964 nt
Organism: Artibeus jamaicensis (Jamaican fruit-eating bat)
Lineage: Eukaryota; Metazoa; Chordata; Mammalia; Chiroptera; Phyllostomidae
Gene: TSEN54
Product: tRNA splicing endonuclease subunit 54
Exons: 11
Coding region: 18-1613 (531 amino acids)
Biological process (GO): tRNA-type intron splice site recognition and cleavage
Cellular component (GO): tRNA-intron endonuclease complex
Source: RefSeq, a predicted model, not a curated record